Oncorhynchus kisutch (coho salmon) is the source of this 1412-nucleotide messenger RNA. Its product is annotated as protein NipSnap homolog 2. The transcript has 10 exons. Bases 34 to 1002 code for a protein of 322 amino acids. The record is from RefSeq and is a predicted model, not a curated record. Gene Ontology annotation, cellular component: mitochondrion. NCBI's taxonomy places the organism in Eukaryota, Metazoa, Chordata, Actinopteri, Salmoniformes, Salmonidae.
ACAGUAGGUGACGGUAAAGCACCAUAACGUUGGAUGCCACCGCCGAUAAACACCACCGAAGAAGAAGAAGAAGAAGAAGAAGAAGAAGAAAAACAACGCUUCCUCUCUGGCAAUAGCAAGUAUUCAAUCAAGCCAGGAAAGAUGGCGAGCCGAGUCCUUCAGAAGGUGGGCAACGGCCUAAAACAGACGAGAAACGGAGUCCAGAUGAACGGACAAGUUAUACUUACAAUCAGGAGUCUAUCAGCGUCCACCAAUAAGAACCGUGAGGACAGCUGGUUCAAGUCUCUGUUCGUCAGGAAGGUCGACCCCAGAAAGGACGCCCACUCUCAACUACUGGCUAAGAAGGAAGACACCAACCUCUACAAAAUACAGUUUCACAAUGUCAAGCCCGAGUGCCUUGACGCUUACAACAAGGCAAGUGAGGAGGUUCUGCCCUCCAUCAAUGCUGACUCUCACUACCCCUGUGAGCUGAUUGGCACCUGGAACACAUGGUAUGGAGAGCAGGACCAGGCUGUUCACCUGUGGCGAUAUCGGGGAGGCUACCCAGCCCUGACAGAGGUCAUGAACAAACUCCGGCAGAAUAAGGAGUUCAUGGAGUACAGGAAUGAGCGGGGGAAGAUGUUGCUGUCUCGUCGUAACCAGCUGCUCCUGGAGUUCAGCUUCUGGAACGAGCCCACCCCCCGCCCAGGACCAAACAUCUAUGAGCUCCGCUCAUACCAACUCAGGCCUGGAACUAUGAUUGAGUGGGGAAACUACUGGGCUCGGGCCAUAGAGUUCCGGCAGCAGAACAGUGAGGCUGUGGGAGGGUUCUUCUCGCAGAUCGGCAGCCUCUACAUGGUACAUCACCUCUGGGCCUACAAAGACCUCCAGUCGAGAGAAGACACCAGGAACGCAGCUUGGCAACAUGAAGGCUGGGAUGAGGUUGUCUAUUACACAGUUCCGCUGAUCCAGCACAUGGAGUCCAGAAUAAUGAUCCCCAUGAAGACCUCCCCUCUGAAGUAACCCCUGCCAGCACCCAGGGGAGAUCCCGACUACCAAGCCCCCAUCACACUGAUAUGUAGACAACGUAACUGACCAACAAUGUGCUCUCACUGUACUUUCAGGAGUUUCAGCAAUGACAUCAACAUGCUUGACACUUCUGCUUUCACUUAUAUAUUUUUGUAGUCUUUCCUGUGUCGGCAUCAAAUGUCUUAUUUCAGUCAAAAUUACAUGCGUACAUAAUGUAGAUAGUAGGGCUCUAACCAGACUUGGAGAUGUUAUCAUUAAUUGUAAAUGACUAGUUGGACUGUGACUCUCCCAUACUGCUAGACAGGGGGACAGGAUAGGAACAGUUUCUCGAUGUAUUACAUGUGAAAUCCAGUGCUUUAUUAAGAAUCGUGUACAUAUUGAAUUAAACUUCUGAUGAAAGAUAA